This is a messenger RNA of Euleptes europaea (tarantolino), 1366 nucleotides long. RefSeq names its product hyaluronan binding protein 4 (gene HABP4). The record is from RefSeq and is a predicted model, not a curated record. Gene Ontology annotation, biological process: positive regulation of RNA splicing; positive regulation of translational initiation. The transcript is spliced from 8 exons. Lineage: Eukaryota; Metazoa; Chordata; Lepidosauria; Squamata; Sphaerodactylidae. The coding region runs from base 27 to 1217 and encodes 396 amino acids. Gene Ontology annotation, cellular component: nucleus; cytoplasm. Gene Ontology annotation, molecular function: RNA binding.
CUGCCGGAGCCGGAGCCGCCACGGCGAUGAUGAAGGGCGCGCCGGCCAGCCCCGUGGCCGGCGCCACUCUGCAGGAGAGUUUUGGCUGCGCCGUCGCCAACCGCUUCCACCAGCUGCUAGACGACGAGUCCGACCCUUUCGACAUCCUCCGCGAGGCCGAGAAGCGCAAACAGCAAGGCAAGAAGCGCGAGGAAGCCUCCCCCCUCUCAGCCAGUAGGAAGCCCGGCCCGGGCGGAGCCGCCGCCGCCGCCGCCUCCUCCGUGGCUGCCAGAAGAGAGUCGCAGAAGGAGCGCAAGGGCUCUCCGUUCGUGCCGCUGGAGAGUCCUCCGGCACUCGGCCAAAAACGAGCUCCAAAAAGAGGAGAACAGCAGGGAUGGAAUGACAAUAGAGGUACCGAGAUAAAGCAAGAUAAAGCUGAAUGGAGACCUUCUUUCAGGGAAUACCGUCCUCAUGAAAUGGAAAGGCAAGCAGAAUUUACACUAGACAGACCAUUAGAACGGCUUGAUCGGGAAAGGCCAAUGAGAGGCCGAGGGGGAGGAAGAGGUGGAAUGCGAGGCAGAGGAAGAGGUGGUGGAAUGAACAGGACUUUCAAUGGCUUUGACCAGAGAGGGAAACGGGAAUUUGAACGGCAGAGCGGGAGUGAUAAAACAGGAAUCCGAGCAGAAGACAAAAAGGGUGGAAGUGGUGCUCGCAACUGGGGAGCAGUGAAAGAUGAUCUGAGUGAGAUGGAUCAGACUGCUCCUAUGGAAGAGACUGCAGAACAAGAAGAGCAUCCAGGAGCACCAGAGGACGAAUCUCCAACCAAAGUUGCUGAAGGGGAGCCUGUGGAAGAAGUAGUUCAAGAGAUGACAUUGGAUGAAUGGAAAAAUCUCCAGGAACAAAACCGACCCAAGCCUGAAUUCAACAUCCGGAAGCCUGAAACCGUUGUUCCUUCCAAAGCAGUGGUAAUUCACAAAUCAAAAUACAGAGAUGAUGAUGUGCUGAAGGAGGAUUUUGAGGAUGACACCCACUUUUUCCGCAAAGCAGCCAAUGACAUCACUUCUCAGCUGGACAUUAAUUUUGGAAACCUGCCCCGACCUGGGCGUGGAGCCAGAGGAGCUCGAGGAGGCCGAGGGCGUGUCCGGAGAGUAGAGGACUUGGGGCCCAGGCCAGAAGUGACGAUGCACAUCACCGCUCCAAAUCCUGACGACCCUGACGAUUUCCCUGCUUUAGCUUGAAAGAACUGAAUAACAACACUUCAGAAGCAGCUGUGAAGACACGAACCAGUUCUGUGUUGCGGUUGAAAAGAAUCAUCCAAGUCUACAAAGAGAAAUGACUUUUGUGUGAAUUUUGCACUUCUAUUGAGUUAAGGGCUUAGACACACCCA